Molecule: messenger RNA, 1881 nt
Organism: Peronospora belbahrii
Lineage: Eukaryota; Oomycota; Peronosporomycetes; Peronosporales; Peronosporaceae
Source: the annotation of a GenBank genome assembly
AUGUUCUCGAAAAACUUGAUCUUAGCCGGCAUUCUCGCCGCAAGCCUUGCGUCCGCCAAUACCCUGCUCUCCACGCAGCAGGAGGAUACUAUCUACUCGUUGCCGGAAUCUGUCGAAAUCACCAACACUCGUAGCUUGAGAGCCAUACCGGAACCGACCGAAAUGGAUGAUGCUACGACCUGGACAUCUCCGACGCACGAGACAAAUCCUUCCGCUGCGUCGACACGAACUUACCGUAUGAAGCCUUACGAAGGUAUCGCUGGGUCACCGAAGUACGCUUCACAGUGCAACCACAUCGGUCAAGAAGGAGGUGCUGAAGCUGCACAUGGGUCUCAGUUGCUGAAUCUCGAUGUGAUCGUGUCCCUAGGGGUUGACAGUAUCCAAGCGUGUUGCAACGCGUGCGCCCGCACCAAGCUCUGCAUUGCAUUCACCUUCCGACCACUCUUGUGCGUGUUGGCACGUUUGAAGGACGACAAAUCUGCAACCAGUAAAAACGAUAAAAUCUCCACGAAGCAAGUGGGUAACUCGCAACAGGUUCUUGAAGUAGAUCCAAGUGUACAACAUAUUCCAUUGGACAUUUCGCAAAAGGAAUUAAGACCACCUCCAACAAAGAUUCCGAGUACUUUUCAGAUUCACAUUGGCUUAUCAGUAUUUCGAGACGGAUAUCGCUGUGGCAAGACUUUUUCUACAGCAUUAAAGCGUGCCGUGUAUCCUGAAAGACUGCGUAUUGGAAUACUUGAGCAAUUAGCAGACGGAGACCCCAAGUGUAUAGAUGAGUAUUGCAAGAUGGCAGUGGCAGAGUGGUCCGAUUAUCCUGAGUGUCGCUACAAGGACUAUAUUCAGGUAAAUAUACGACCAGCAGCUGAAGCUUCUGGGUGCACGACUGCACGUCACCAACAGCAACAAAUGGGGGGAGAUGAAGAGUUUUGUCUUCAAGUAGAUGGUCAUAGCAUUUUUACAAAUGGAUGGGAUGAAGUCAUGUUGAACGAGUGGAAAAGAAUUGACAAUGAGAUGGCUAUCUUGACAGUUUAUCCUCACAACCUGCAUGAUUUUAUCAAGGAAAAUGGAGAUAACAAUGCACCAGACUGGAUCCCACACUUGUGCAGCACGAUCAAAGGCAGCAACGGUCUUGUUCGAAUUGUUAUGGCAAGCAUCAAGUACAAUUCGGAGUUUCCCCAGCUGGAAGCUCUGUGGGGAGGUGGUUUGUCCUUUAGCAAGUGUCACGCAGAACGCAAUGUGCUUGUGGACUCGCAUACGCCGUGGAUUUGGGAUGGUGAGGAGUUUUUGCGCUCGAUAGAUUACUGGACGCAUGGUUAUGACUUGUACUCCCCUAGUAAAAUAGGCAUGGUCUUGUAUCACAACUACUCGCAGAAACCGGAGGAUUUUAGAAAUCUAUCGAUCCGUCAGCGAAGAAGCACGCACAACCGCGUCCGCCUCCUUAUUGCUCGCUCGUUUGAGCAGUACAUGAAGUUUGCAAACCAAAGUCUUGAGGGCUGGAUGAAUGAGACCAAUUCCUGUGGACAGCUGCAUUGGGUCCCGUACUCGGAUGUCACUGAGGUGGAGAAAAUUGCUGGCGACGGCUGGAAAAUGAAAGCUGAUCUCACUUUUACGCCAGUUCAAUUGGCCAACGGCUUAUUUCAACAACCGUUGCACCAAGUCGCACGAGAGAUGGAGGAAGAGCAGGUAGACGAGUCAAUGCAAUCUGUAGUAGACGCACACGUGAAGAAUGGCGCUAAGUUAGGCGACGAGAAGCCGUCCGUGUUGCAAGCUCUUUAUUUUAAGAACAAAGCGUCUAAUAUUCUGGCAUGGGGAUUGUUGAUAAUGGUGUUUGCAGCGCUCUUCGUGACGCUCUCCAAUGACAACACCUCCAAGACAAUUUGA